This is a messenger RNA of Eucalyptus grandis, 1785 nucleotides long. RefSeq names its product probable xyloglucan galactosyltransferase GT20. The coding region runs from base 25 to 1659 and encodes 544 amino acids. The transcript has a single exon. Lineage: Eukaryota; Viridiplantae; Streptophyta; Magnoliopsida; Myrtales; Myrtaceae. Gene Ontology annotation, molecular function: glycosyltransferase activity. The record is from RefSeq and is a predicted model, not a curated record.
CCACCUCGUCCCCUCAGGAAAACAAUGGCGAUCUCGGUGUCCAAGAAGAAUACCAGAGCGACCAAGAAGGUGGAAGAGAGACGAGACUCUUGCUGUGGCUUCUUCAACAGCCUCUUGUGCAGAGUCAUUUUCAGAGUCCCUGCUGUGAUUCUCCUCUUCGUCCUCAUCUUCUUGUGGUCCUCCUCGGCCACUAUCAUAUCGGGAAACAUGGUCCACGUCUGCGUUUCAUCGCGCAAGCUCAACAACCUCUACUGCCUCUCUGCAGGUGCACAGCCCAAUUUCGAAAUUUCCCUUCCCGUGGUCAGGAAUUCCUCUACUUCCACGGAAGCUAUGCCUGGCGCCAUCAAUAGAGAAACAAAAGAGACUGUACAGCCUGUUGCGGUUGUCAAGAACGCCUUUGAUGAUGCACGAGAUGAUGAGGUUGCGAUUGCCAUGAAGUCAGUCGAGGAGCAGCUGGAAAUGCAGCGGUCAUGGAUCUCGCACUCGAACAAUCAGAAUUGUGACGAAAGGGGGAUAUUCGUGUACGACUUGCCUCCAAAGUUUAACAAGGACCUCAUAUCUCAGUGCAACGACAUGAUUCCUUGGACUGAUUUCUGCAGAUACUUCACGAACGAUGCCAUGGGCGAGCCAAUACCGAAGCUCGGCAAAAACUGGUACCAGACCCAUCAGUAUUCUCUGGAGCCAAUUUUUCACUCCAGGGUUCUGAAACAUCCUUGCAGGGUCUACAAUGAGAACGAGGCAAAACUGUUCUAUGUGCCAUUCUAUGGUGGCUUGGACAUCCUGAGAUGGCACUUCAAGAAUGCGACAGAUGACGUGAAGGACGCAUUGGCAUUGGAGCUCAUGAAAUGGCUUCAGCAACAGCGGCCAUGGCUCAAAAACUCUGGCAAAGAUCAUGUUUUUGUGCUGGGCAAGAUCUCAUGGGAUUUCAGGAGAUAUAGAGGCUCCAAAUGGGGGAAUCAGUUCCUGGAGCUUGAUCAAAUGCAGAACCCGAUCAAGAUCCUGAUUGAACGCCAACCUUGGCAUCCAUACGACGUCGGUGUCCCCCAUCCCACCAGCUUCCAUCCGCACUCGGAUGACGACAUCGUCUCCUGGCAGCAGAGGAUCAUCGGUUCGCGCCGCAAGCACCUCACGAGCUUCGCCGGGGCCACAAGGCCUGAAUUGCCCGACAACAUAAGAACGUUGCUGAUCGACCAGUGCAAUUCAGCCGGCGAAGGGAAGUGCCACUUCCUGGACUGCCGCUCUGGCCAGUGCGCUGGCCCCGAGACCGUCAUCGAGCUCUUCACAGAGUCUGAAUUCUGCCUGCAGCCUCCCGGGGACAGCCCGACGAGGAAGUCGCUAUUCGACUCCCUUGUGGCAGGCUGCAUACCGGUGCUGUUCGACCCUUUCACGGCGUACUACCAAUACCCGUGGCACUUGCCGGAGGACCGCAGCAAGUUCUCGGUGUUCGUGGACCAGGAGGAGGUGAGGCAGAGGAAGGUGAAUGUGGUGGAGAGGCUAAUGAAGGUGCCCGUGCAGGAGAGGGAGGACAUAAGGAGCUACAUCGUGUACGAACUCUUGCCAGGUCUGGUCUACGGCGAUUCGGAUUCGAAGUUUAGCAAGUUUCAGGAUGCUUUCACCAUAACGAUGAACAAUCUGCUGGAGAGAAUGACAAGACUAUAGCUGACUCCAUUAACACGUUACAAAGCGAUUUUUUCUUCUUCUUUUUUGUAUCAUUUUGUGGUUUUGGGUUAUUCAUUAAGCUUUUUGUUUAUUUGUCUGUACAAGAUAAAGAUCCUGCAAAUGCAA